AUGGAAAGGAGCGGCGGGUUUCACGCGCGUGCGUCUCCUGUCGACUCAGGAAGACGAGAUGCGACCUGUAAGUGGCCGUCUUUCCGAACAAGCACACCACAAGCCGGUACCAGCGUUCAGUUCACGUUCUCGGCAGCUGACCAGCCGUACCUUACAUGUAGCGACUACAGCGGAAACCCAGGAUCUCCACCAUGCCGUCGUUGCGUCCGUGAGAAGAAGGAAUGUAUUUUGGCGACCUCCCGACGCGGCGGUAGGCGACCGAGGAAAUGUUUACGGCUUCCAGACAGCGAGGGCGUCUUCCCGCCUCCGGGCGGAGCCGCAGCAGCCUCUGAAUCAGCAACCGGAGGCGGAGGCGGAGGUGGAGGCGGUCAUGUUUCACUUCCGUCCUUUGCCGACCAAAAGUCCCCGGACUCGGGCCAACAAGGGGAGACGUGGCCGAGUACCCCGGAGGAAGACACCCCGGGCCGCCCCGCCAGCUGGCCCGGGUCCGGGUCACAGCCGGACAGCCCCGGCGCCAGGUCCCUUCAGAGCGCCGGGGAUAUAGAAGGAUGCAUCACGUCCAGCGAUCUCUUGAACCCAUCCGAUGCGUUAAAUCUCCUGGCCCAAGUCGCCGACUUGGAUGAUGAUGAGCCCGAGCCUUCCCGGAAGCCGUCAGGCAGCUCGACCACCACCGGCGACGGUACAUCUCACGACGGAACACGCCCGUCUUCAAAGUUGACAUCAGACUACAAUUACCCUCCAAUAUCGGACGGCAUUCUCCCCGUGUCCGUCGCAUCUCGUAUGCUGAACACAUACUACGAACAUUUCCACCCAUUCUUCCCAGUAGCCCACAACUGCAUCCUCUCACCCUCUUCAAUCGCCGCCCUGACGGAAGCGGAACCGCACCUGCUCACAGCAAUCUUCACCGUCGUCUCGAAAGAUGAGCCAUCCCUGUCGGCGGUCCACGAGGCAUGCUCGCGGCACAUGGAGACGCUGAUAUCGAAGCUAAUCUACAAGGGCUCGACGACGGUCGGCGCCGUCGAGGCGCUGCUGAUCCUAGCGCAGUGGGCGCCGCAGAGGCUCCAAGAGAAGCCCACCGUUGGGAGAGGAGAGGAGGACGAAGGAGCUUGGAUGCAGAUCGGCGUCGCCAUCCGGUUGGGGUAUCUGCAGAGUUUGGAGCAGACGGGGUUGCUGGUUGACAAGCAGAAUAGUCUGUCAGAGCACUUUCGGAGGAAGAGGCUUGUUUGGGCUGCUUGUUACAUGAGUGACAGAGAGGUGUCGAUUCGGGUAGGGAAGGGGUUCUGGUCCCGCGGACCAGGGCCAUCUACAAUCCCUCGCUCCGUCGACUUUCCCUCCCUCAGGGUCCAGCGGGCUGGGUCGGACAACCUAGGGCAGCUGUUCCAGGCGCAGCUCGAGCUGAUACAGCUCUUCAGCAACGCCCACGACAUACUCUAUUCUUCGGCGAGUCACAGAGCGCAGCUUUAUCUGGGGGGAGAGUACGUCAGAUACAUUGACGAUUCCUUCGCCGUUCUCCGUAAAUGGAAACUCGUCUGGGGGGGCUUGAGCUUCACCCCGAUAAUAAAAGCAGGCCUGAACCUCUCCUAUGAGUUUCUGCGCUUGUACAUCAACGCCUUUGCCUUCCAAGCAACAAUCAACCGCGCAAUUACCCGAGCACGCCAGCAGCAGCAGCAACAACAACAACAACAACAACAGCAGCAACAAGCGGCAGCCCAACAAUCACACCCGCAAUCCCGAACCCAGACACCACAGCAAAGCACAACACACGCAACACGAGCGGCGACAGCAACAGCCAUCAACGGGCCGCUGUUCUCGGACCUCGCGAGCACACCGGACGCAAGGUUCAUCUACGAAUCCAUGGACGCCGCCAACUCCCUCCUCGAUAUCCUCAACACGUCCGUGGAUCCGGCGACGGAGCUGCGGUACAUGCCGCUGAAGUAUUACCUCUACGUGAUUUAUGCGGCGGUGUUUCUGUUCAAGGCCCGCCUCGCAGGCGCCCUAGGAAGCGAAGCCUCAGACUCCGUCCGACGCUCCAUCUCCGUAACAGUAUCCUGCCUACAACGAUCAUCCGAAAGCGCACACAGCCUAGGCCAGCGCUACGCGCGUCUCCUCUCCCUUCUCUGGCGCUCCAAAUCACCGGCCCGGAAACCCGCACCCCCUCCUCACCACCACUACCACUACAACCACCACCACCCGGAACCCGCCGAUCUCGGAAGCGGAGAAGUGGGACCGACACCGAUGAUCACCGACCCCGCCCCGGCCCCGGCUCCUGCCCCGUUUAACAUGCCCGAAAACACAGCCUACCAGAACCACGACGCAUCAAUGUCGUUCCCCAACGGCGUGACGCACCCUCGCAUGGCGGGCAGCGCCGCGGGAUUGCACGCAAACGUCCUCCCGCUACAGACGGACCUCCUCGGGCGCGGCUUUUCGUGGCGCGACCUGGACGACCUGGGCCAGUUCAUCGGGCCCACCGAGAUGAACUUUCCCGACCCCGCGAAUCUGCAGGUUGUGGGGAACAUCAGCCUCGACGAGGGGGCAGUGUAUGACGUCCUCUGGCCGGGUAGCGACGUCGUCUUUUAG
Messenger RNA from Colletotrichum truncatum, 2577 nucleotides. Lineage: Eukaryota; Fungi; Ascomycota; Sordariomycetes; Glomerellales; Glomerellaceae. The record is from RefSeq and is a predicted model, not a curated record.